AUGGUGAGUAUCAGCCUUGAAGAGCUCCAUCUUUACCACAAAAUAGACCGUGAAAUCUUCUCCCGACUUGUCAUUCACUUCAUGAGAGACCCUGCAGAAUCUUUGCUUGUCAUGGCUCUCUGGCUAUGGCUUGAAGAAAAGGGUUACCCUAACAUUAUCAUGAGAAUGAUUGGGUUGCCGGAUCCGAUAGUGAACGCGUUGGCCGACGAAGCUGUUCGAUGUUUGAAGUGCUUGGAAUCCACCAACUUUCGAAUAUUACAAAACGGUGGUGGUCUUCCAUUAACGGCAAGAAUUCUUCAAACUCAAAUCUCACUGCACAUUUUCAAUCAGCAUAGAUUUACAGCCAUCAGUGGGAUAAAGAUCUUCCUCAACAACGUUUGCGCUAGGGUUUUUGCCGAUAUCUUAGAAGCCGUUUUGGCUGGUUCAUCUUCCCAAACGGGUACAAACCAGCCUAUUGUGGUUCCAGGGUUUCCACACCCUAUGUUUGGUGCAGUCAAUGUGAUGACUCAGCCAAUGGAUUAUGAUUUUCCAACGGAGGAGCUAUGGGGUUGGCGUGCCAUCGGGGAGGUUUCUGAGGAUGAUCGGACCAUGUUCUUGACGUUUUCGAGGGGGUUUCCGGUGUCGGAAGCCGAAGUGAGGGAGCUGUUUACAGGGAUGUUUGGGAAUUGUGUGGAGAGCGUGUAUAUGGGAAAUGGGACGUCUAAUAAUGACCAACCUUUAUAUGCCAGAAUGGUUUUGAAUUCUGUCGUAACGGUUGAUCGGAUUUUGGAUGGAAUGCACAUUUCCAAGUUUAGAAUCAAUGGAAAGCAUAUUUGGGCUCGGAAGUACGAACGCCGAGAAUAGAUUUCCGAUCACUACAGAAAGGAGUUCGUAAAUUAAUUCCAUAAUUUCUUAGAUAUAUAUAGAUGAGAUGCCUCUCU
Molecule: messenger RNA, 920 nt
Organism: Ziziphus jujuba (common jujube)
Lineage: Eukaryota; Viridiplantae; Streptophyta; Magnoliopsida; Rosales; Rhamnaceae
Exons: 1
Coding region: 1-843 (280 amino acids)
Source: RefSeq, a predicted model, not a curated record